AUGGAGCACCAUCUCGCCGUCGACGACUUCAUCCAUCACCACCUCCUCGUCGGCGACUUUGACCCCCUCCUCCUCCUCGUCGACCGGUCCCCACCGCCCAUCCCUCCUCCUUACCACGACGCCCCCCUAUACCCGACCACGACCGACGCCGCCCCGCCGUCGGGUCCGGACAUCGGACAGCCACCCGAGGGCGGGAGGCAACCGCUGCCGUCCUCGGAUGAUCUGUCCGUCGGCAGGCGGUACCGUGGCGUCCGGCAGCGGCGCUGGGGGAAGUUCACAGCGGAGAUCCGGGACCCCUGCCGCCGGGGGGCCCGGAUCUGGCUCGGGACGUUCGACUCCGCCGUCGAGGCGGCGAGGGCGUACGAUCAAGCCGCCUUCCGGAUGCGCGGUCGCAGGGCGAUCCUCAACUUCCCCAAUGACGUCGGGAGAUCCCAGCACCGUUUCCCGCUGGUGGCGGACGAUGCCAUCAGCCGCGGCGGCGGCGGCGGAGGAGGAGGAGAUGGCGCAGGUCGUCAUCCGUAG
Messenger RNA from Musa acuminata AAA Group (dessert banana), 522 nucleotides. Its product is annotated as ethylene-responsive transcription factor ERF095-like. NCBI's taxonomy places the organism in Eukaryota, Viridiplantae, Streptophyta, Magnoliopsida, Zingiberales, Musaceae. Gene Ontology annotation, molecular function: DNA binding; DNA-binding transcription factor activity. The transcript has a single exon. The record is from RefSeq and is a predicted model, not a curated record. The coding region runs from base 1 to 522 and encodes 173 amino acids. Gene Ontology annotation, biological process: ethylene-activated signaling pathway; regulation of DNA-templated transcription.